This is a messenger RNA of Pestalotiopsis fici W106-1, 912 nucleotides long. RefSeq lists its product as uncharacterized. The coding region runs from base 1 to 912 and encodes 303 amino acids. The record is from RefSeq and is a predicted model, not a curated record. NCBI's taxonomy places the organism in Eukaryota, Fungi, Ascomycota, Sordariomycetes, Amphisphaeriales, Sporocadaceae. The transcript has a single exon.
AUGGAGCAGUUGAUCAGGACCCUCAGCUCGUCGCAGCGAAAUGGAGGCAAGAUGAUUAGAAUCGGAUCGGGGCCGAUGUCUGUCGUCAAGAUGAUCGAGGCAGGCCAGCACUUGUGGAAGGCGACGCAGGACGUCGAUAGCAUUCCCAAAGCCAUCACCAUCAUCAAUGAAGCCAUUCCUGUAUUCCAGGUUAUGGCUAAAUCCAUCUGCGACAGCACAAAGGUUGCUGUAUCGUUCAGCAAUAUCGCAGCACAACUAGGCACCAUUGGUAACCUGGUCGUCACUUGCCAGGGCGUCAAGGCGUUGCAACUCAUUGCAUCGCAACUCAAGGACAUGAACGACACUCUCCAGGCGCAGACAGCAUUGUUGUCGAUCGAAAAGUUCCCGCAGGCGGUCUACGACAUCGUCGAAGAAGCUCUACACAACUACCAGGAUACUGACGACAUUUCGAACUGGUUCUUCGUGUAUCACCCUGACACACUGUGGACGCCUGGUUUCCACCGGCUCGUCAAAGACAAGGGACUUCACCGUCGGUUCUGCGGGCACAGCAACCAACUGGACGCGGCAAUCGUGUACAUGCUCGCCGCACGAGAAUACUCGGAGAGGGCCGCCCGCAACGCCAACAAGACCGGAAAGAGCAAGCGCAAGAUUCGGCUGCAUUUACUCAUCCCGGCGUACCAGCCGGUACUCAUCAAAGACCCUGUGAGGUUCCCCGAAGCCCUUGGUGAUUUCAUGGUCCAUGGAAAGAUACACAAUAGCACGCCGUUGGUGUGGAUAAAUAUCGACCAAGACCAAGAGCAUUGCUUGAGUGGAGUAGGAAGAUGGCGACCACCCAGCCAGAAAUGGUUCGAGGCCAUGUUCAACCAGCGGUUGGAACCCAAGACCCGCGAGCUGGGUAAGCCACUUCCGUGA